Molecule: messenger RNA, 324 nt
Organism: Helobdella robusta
Lineage: Eukaryota; Metazoa; Annelida; Clitellata; Rhynchobdellida; Glossiphoniidae
Exons: 2
Coding region: 1-324 (107 amino acids)
Source: RefSeq, a predicted model, not a curated record
AUGACAACGUUAGGCUGUGGCAACAUAUAUAAAACUCAGCAGAUCAAUUACAUUUGCGAAAACAUUCAUGGAAUAACUACACUACGUCCCGCAGCAUUCCAACAUUCCACAACAUCACACAACGUCCCAACAUUUCGUAACAUCUUACAACAUUUCACAACAUUCAACAACACCCCACAACAUUCCACAACAUCAGACAACGUCCCAACAUCCCACAACACUCUAACAUCGCACAACAUUCCACAACACUCCAACAUCCCUCAACAUUCAACAAUAUCCCUCAACAUCCCGACACUCCACAACUUUCCAAAACAUUCAACAUGA